CCAUCACCACCACAACAUCCGGCUGUUACAACUUAACUAGGAGCAUCCGUGUAUAAAAGCCAUUCAAAGUUAACAGUGCAUCUAUAAAUAUGUAUGUAAGUAUCUAGCAGACGACAGGACGUCAGUUAUUCUACUAACUUAGAGUUAUUGAAAUCAAGCAAGAUAAAAGAUGUAUAACCUGCUCAUCCUUGUGGGCUGUCUCCUAUGUGUAACUGGAUCACCAUACCUCAGGACGGCCAUUUUAAUAGAGAAGAGAACAGACUUUGGUCAGAACUUGUUUCUCCGAGGUGGACUUGACUAUAGUCGAAGACAAGGAUGCGAUAACGCCACCUCUCUCGACACAAACCCUUGCGCUAUCCCCAUAGAACAUACCAUCUACUUGAACGACGUGUAUAAGGCCGCUAAUGCAUGGGCUGAAGGUGAUAAUUUUCUAGACUGGUUGGGUGCAGAGCCUGGUCAAGGAAAUUGGACGAAUAUUCCAGCCUCAGGAAGCCCAGCGAUUUGGACAACAAAUGACCCCAGACAAGAGACAUUUAAUAUAUUUAACACCUAUGGUGAUCACUACUGGCUGUUGCAUGUGGAAUUGGAUUGCGGUAAGACGCUUAAUGGUUUUUUUGAAGUGAAGGGAUUCUUGGACGGCCAAUGGGAGAAUGAUAUCAACCAAGACAAGACGUGCUCAGGAACCGAAGCUGUCCAGAAACCCUUCGAGUCCCGGAACCACAUCGCCAAGUGCGGGGCUAAAAAUGUAUUCCACUUUAACGACGGAGCUUGUGAGAUUAGUAAAUUUGAAUGAGACUUUUGUAAACAAUGAUUUACAGAUUUACAGACUAACAAUAUCGUUGUUAUCCUUAAGUUGCAUCUAUCACUUUUCAGAAGUAUUUCCCCGGGUUUGUACAAAUCUUCUUCUUUUUGAAUGAUACAUACCAUGCUUGCACUUGUAAUGUCGCCAUGUUACUAAAAACAUAUUGAAAGUAAAAAUUAAUUGCGUAUUUUAGUUCUUUCCACAUUUUCUUGGACAAAAAAUAAAGAAAAAGAAUCUUUU
Molecule: messenger RNA, 1042 nt
Organism: Biomphalaria glabrata
Lineage: Eukaryota; Metazoa; Mollusca; Gastropoda; Planorbidae
Product: alpha-amylase-like
Exons: 6
Coding region: 170-793 (207 amino acids)
Source: RefSeq, a predicted model, not a curated record